Camellia sinensis is the source of this 439-nucleotide messenger RNA. The record is from RefSeq and is a predicted model, not a curated record. Lineage: Eukaryota; Viridiplantae; Streptophyta; Magnoliopsida; Ericales; Theaceae.
ACUUCUCUUCCAUUACAAUUUCGUUUCAUUCGGAUUCUCACAUUCUCUCUCAUAAAACUCGCUUUCUUUUACUCUUUCUCUCACUAGACUAGAUAGAAGAGUGGAUAGCAGGAAAUGGCAGAUUGGGGACCGGUGUUGGUGGCGGUAGUGCUGUUCGUGCUGUUGACUCCAGGUCUGCUGUUUCAACUGCCAGGUCGCAACAAAGUGGUGGAGUUCGGGAACAUGCAGACUAGUGGGGCCUCUAUUCUGGUUCACGCCAUCAUCUACUUCGGCCUCAUCACCAUCUUCCUCAUCGCCAUCGGCGUCCACAUCUACACCGGUUAACUACUCUCUCUCUCUCUCUCUCGCUUAGAUCUGAAAAACUUGAAAAAAGCUUCCUUUGAUGUAAUUUCUUUAUUGGAAUAUCUAUGGUAUGACAUUUAACCGUUUCUUAAAAAAA